Molecule: messenger RNA, 1547 nt
Organism: Onychostruthus taczanowskii (white-rumped snowfinch)
Lineage: Eukaryota; Metazoa; Chordata; Aves; Passeriformes; Passeridae
Exons: 4
Coding region: 1-1257 (418 amino acids)
Source: RefSeq, a predicted model, not a curated record
AUGGCUCUGCUGUCCCCCACAGAGCUGGCAGGACAUUGUGCCGGCUGUGCCCGGGGUGGCAGCCCUGUCCCACGGGAAGAGGAGCACUCCUGGGCUCAGCUCCCGGGCUCCCGCGACCGCCUGGGCCACUGGAGCAGCUCCAGCUCUGUCUGCACCGAGGACUUCGCUGUCAGCUUUUGGGAGGGAAUGGUGGAGCCGCUGCUGUGCCAGCAGGAGCCUGCUGGGGAUGUCCCCACGGCAGGAGCUCAUCCUGGGCAGGACGAGCCCUUGUUCCCCACAGGGAGAAGCCUGGACACGGCCAUGGAGCCGGGCAGAGCCCCCCGGCAGGACAGGUCUCCAUCCCGGAGCAGCCUGGAGUCCCUGGGAGCGAGGAUCUCCCGCCUGAGCCAGAGCCAUGGGGGGGUGGCCUGGGGGGUCCCCUGGCCGGGCCCCCCUGCCCAGCCAGCCCUGGGCCACAGGGACUCUGCCCCAAAGCUCAGCCCUUUUCCAACGGGCAGCAAGGCUGGGCUCCUGCCCGGACACUGCCCUUGGGAAGAGCCGGGCAGGGGCUGCGGGGUGGCCCUGGGCAGCCAAAGGGUGACUCCGGUUGUCCUGCAGAGGCUGCGGGAGCUGGAGCGGGGCAGCCGCUCCCUGCUGCGGCAGCGGCUGCGGGUGCUGCAGCGGCUGCACGGGCUGCUCCGGAGGGACCAGGCCGAGACCCUGCGGCAGCUCCGGGAGGCGCUGGAGCAGGACCGGGCCGGCAGCGGCGUCCGGCGGGAGCAUCUGCGGAGCCGCCCGCGGGACCCGGCGGUGCCCGGGCGGGCCGGGGGCUCCCCGGGCCUGGGGAACCCCCCGCUGGCCCCGCGGGGACACGGCCUCCGCCCCUGCAGUGCCGUGGGACCGGGCCCCUCGCCGGCAGCCUUCGGCUCAUCCCCGCCCUCCCCCAGCCGCGCUCUCCACGUCCUGAGGGGGCUCCGGCAGCAGAUCCAGCGGCGCCUCGGGCAGUGGCAGAGGCUGGAGGGAGCCCUGGGAGCCGCUGAGCACAGGAAGGAGGUGAUCUGGGACUGGGAGGAAGGACAUGGGGUCCAUGACAGCAUCAGCCCUUGGGGAAGCCCCCAUUGUCAUCCUCGGGGCAAUGCCAGCCCCUCUGCAGCCCCUGCGCGGGUGGCAGGGAGUGGGGCCAGCCGUGUUCCUGUCCCCUGCAGGAGGGCGAGCAGAGGCGGCAGCUGGACAAGGCCCCAGCUCCAGGAGCUCCGAGGGAGCCCCUGGUCCAGGUGAAUCAGGCCCCAGGUCCUGCUCCGAGGCUGGGCUGAGGUUCAGGGGGCCAGGUCUCAGGGGGUUGGGGUCUCAGAGAGCCGUGGGGACCCCCAGAUCACCUCCAGAGGCUCUGUGUCCAGCUCAGUUUGGUGAAAUGUCCAUCAGGUGACACAGUGUCUGUCCUGCCACCUGGAGCUGCCCCUCGUGUCCGUGGCUGGGCUCCAAGCCACGAGGAGCCAGGAAUGUGUGGGCAGGAUCCUCUUGGAGCUUCCAGCUCUGAGCUGACCUGAUCUUUCCCUCUCUUGUGCAGA